GUAUAUGUAGGUAGGAAUAGAAAACCGCAUGACGUCUUCACUAGCACUGUUAAUUUUGUUUAAGUGUUCCAGUCGUUAAGGUGGAUGUAAUCUCGGUUUCUGUGGCAAUCCAAAUCGUUAAGUCAUGAGAAAGGUCUUAACACUCGAUACCAUAAAUCCGAAUUUGAUAAAGGUAGAGUAUGCGGUACGCGGUCCAAUUGUAGACCGUGCUCUACAAAUUGAAAAAGAACUGAAACAGGGUGUUAGCAAACCGUUUAAAGAAGUCGUGAAAUGUAAUAUUGGUGAUUGUCAUGCCACUGGACAAAAGCCAAUUACAUUUAUUCGUCAGCUAACAGCCCUUACAACACUGCCCAAUCUGUUUGAUGACAAAAGUCUCCCUGAAGAUGCUAAGUCUAGGGCUACGGCAAUCCUCUCCGGAUGUUCUGGUUCAAGUGUAGGUUCCUAUAGUCAUUCACUUGGACUUGAAGUGGUGCGUAGGGACGUGGCAAAAUACAUAUACGAGCGAGAUGGUGUUGAAUCAAACUGGGAAGAUAUUUUUCUGUCGAAUGGUGCCACAGAAGCUGUAAAGGUUUUACUCCAGAUGAUAUCUACAGGCGCUCAAGGCAACGCUCGAGCUGGUGUUAUGAUUCCAAUUCCACAGUAUCCUCUCUAUUCAGCUACGAAUUCAGAAUUCAACAACUAUCAGAUCAACUACUAUUUGGAUGAAAAUGACAAUUGGGCAUUAUCCACAAGUGAAUUGGAGCGUGCUCUGGCCAGUGCAAAAAAAGAGUGUAUACCAAGAGCUAUAGUUAUCAUCAAUCCGGGGAAUCCAACUGGUCAAGUCCUAUCACGCAAAUGUAUGGAGGAUAUAAUAAAAUUUGCCGUUGAACAUGAAUUAGUGAUGAUAGCCGAUGAAGUUUAUCAACAUAAUGUUUAUCAGCCGGAGAAAUUUCCCUGGACUAGCUUCAAAAAGGUUUUGUCUGAAAUGGGUUCAAAAUAUGCAGAUAAAUUGGAACUGGCCUCUUUGAUGUCCUGCAGUAAAGGUUACAUGGGAGAAUGCGGUUUCCGUGGUGGUUAUUGUGAAUUGAUAAACUUUGAUGCUGAUGUAAAAACACAACUAUUCAAGGCUCUUUCAGCACGAUUAUGUCCACCUUUGUUGGGUCAGGUGGCAUUGGAAGCCGUUGUGAAUCCACCCAAACCAAAUGAACCCUCUUAUGCUCUUUUUGUUAAAGAACGCGAUAGUGUAUUAAAUGCGUUAAAAGAAAAAGCUGAAUUAACGUAUAACUCGUUAAACUCACUACCGAAUAUGUCUUGUAACCCAGUACAGGGUGCAAUGUAUGCUUUUCCGCGGAUACAUAUACCACCAGCAGCUAUUCAGGAAGCUAAAAAAAAAGGACAAGCUCCAGAUUUCUUUUAUUGUUUACAAUUAUUGGAAGAAAAAGGUAUAUGUGUUGUUCCUGGCUCUGGUUUUGGACAGAAGGAGGGGACAUACCAUUUCAGGACAACUAUUCUACCAUCCGUUGAAAAAAUGAAAUAUGUUGUGAAACAACUGGAAGAAUUUCAGAAAGCUUUCAUCAAGAAGUAUUCCUAAUUUUUUAUACCUAAAUUUGCAAUCACACAAAUAUUAGCUGUUAGAUAGCAGUAGUCGCGACCACAUUUGGAUCGCUUGAAUCUUUUUUUAUUUAUCUGUUUUCCGUUUAACAGUAUGUCCGCAAAACUCUGUCUUUGAAUAAUUAUUUCUGCAGUUUAUCACUGUGUAUAUGUCAUACAUGUAAUAUGCAUAAAUAUGUGCAGAUUCUUAUUUUAUAAACUAAUAUUACUUUGAAAAUUAUUGUUUUCAGUCUUUUCCAUUAUUCCCUCAUUCUUCAGUUUAUACAUAUGGAAUUUCCAAUGAAAAAAAAAUCCCACGAAAUAUAUUUAUUUCAUUU
This is a messenger RNA of Trichobilharzia szidati, 1907 nucleotides long. NCBI's taxonomy places the organism in Eukaryota, Metazoa, Platyhelminthes, Trematoda, Strigeidida, Schistosomatidae. The record is from the annotation of a GenBank genome assembly.